GUCAGGCAUUAAAAAUAAACAAAGAAAUCCUUCAAAUCAAAAAAGAACUUUCAAAACAUCUUAACUUUAAUACUUUCACAAUAAGAAAAUAAAUGUGGAUUUGAAAAUCUGCCAAUAUGCAGUGCACACCUGCAGAAAUUGAACGGAAAAGGUUAGAAGCAUUAAAAAAAUUAGCUAGUAAGAAUAAGUCACCUUUGAAACCUCAAAACUCUUCGAAUGGACAUGUUUCUCAGAGUCCGAAAUUUAAAUUUAGCAAGUCGUUUCCAAGUACAUCCAGUACUAAUCAUUAUGCGAAACCGUACGACAGAACGAAUGCUGUUAAUAAACCUAUCACCCAAUUUAACCCGAAGGAUUCUGUUGUGACCGCCAAAUGCGUUCUACAGAAUGAAUCAAGGUUUGUGGUGAAGUUAUCGGCAUUUAGUUCACCUGCAAUCGAGGUUUUCAAGACCAUUCCAUCAAGGAAUUAUGAUACCAAAGAAAGACUGUGGAGUUUUCAUAUCAAGGACCAUGACGGGCUCAUUACAAAACUCAGUGGAUUGAAUGGCCACUUAGAAGUUCUCGGUUUACCUAGAUUUGUUCUGAACUGUGUAAGAUCAACUAAAACGGAUCUUUCUACAAUCGAUUUAAGUCCUAUUGAACCUGAGUUAAGGAAUACUUUAAUGCCAUUUCAAAGGGAGGGGGUUGCAUUUGGGAUCGAUAAGGGUGGCAGAUGUCUUAUAGCAGAUGACAUGGGUUUGGGAAAAACAAUACAAGCUCUUGGUAUUGCAAGUUAUUACAGAAAGGACUGGCCUCUAUUAAUUGUUACCACUGCUUCUAUGAAGAAUACUUGGGAACAAACCAUAGUUCAGUACUUUCCAAGCCUUCCUUUAAGACAGUUACAAUACAUGGUGACUACCAAAGACUAUAUAAAUGAAGCACACGUUUUGAUUGUUAGUCAUGACAUGCUUUCAAGAUCUGUGAAUAAGUUAGUGGAGAAGAGAUUUGGAGUAGUUAUAGUUGAUGAAUCCCACAUUUUUAAAAAUUUCAAAACGAAGGGAACACAGGCAGCAUUGACAUUAGUGAAAAUUGCAAAAAGGGUUAUACUUCUCAGCGGUACACCAGCCCUAUCACGUCCCUCCGAAUUGUACACACAGCUGUCUUUCAUUGACAGUAGAUUUUUCGUAAAUUUCAUGGAGUACUCCAAACGAUACUGCGACGGAAAAACCACUCAUUAUGGGUGGGACGCCUCCGGACAGUCCAAUCUAUCGGAGCUGGAGAUCGUUUUGGCACAUAAAUUCAUGAUUAGGAGGACGAAAGAUCAGGUGUUGCAAUCUCUGCCCAAUAAGAAUCAAGAAAUUAUAUUGCUGGACGUUAAACUCAACCAGCUGAGCAAAGAGGAUAGGAACUGUCUGGUUGGUUUAGCUCUCAAAUUCAAUUCGAAGAAGGGAACGGACAAGCAUUCCGCUCUGUUGGCUUUUUUCUCUGAAACAGCCAGGAUAAAGAUUCCCUCUGUUCUAUCCUAUAUAUUGCAAGUUCUAGAAGAAAAUAAGAAAUUUCUAGUCUUUGCCCAUCAUCAGAUAAUGCUAGAUGCCAUCACACAGAUUUUAACCAAAAAAGGAAAGAAAUUCAUUAGGAUCGAUGGAAGUACAGCUCCUUUGCAAAGAAAAAAUUAUGUUGAUCAAUUUCAGACGGUAGACGAGUGCGUUUGUGCAGUACUUUCCAUAACUGCUGCCAACGCUGGAAUAACUCUGACCUCUGCCGAACUAGUAAUUUUUGCUGAAUUACAUUGGAACCCCAGUAUUUUGAGUCAGGCAGAAAGUAGAGCGCACAGGAUAGGUCAGGAUAAGCCAGUUACAAUAAGAUAUUUACUAGCCCCUGGUACGGCGGAUGAUUCCAUUUGGCCAAUGAUCCAGAAAAAACAAAAAAUUCUGACUGAAGCCGGACUAUUCAAAGACAGUUUCAAUGAUGUGGAAAUGAAAAAUCAACAGACUUCGUCGGAAAGUACAUUAACAGAAGGCAUCGAGAACACAACUAUACUUAAUACUCUGGAUAUUUCUUCCUAUUUCAUAUCGCCUAGUAAAAAACAGAAAAUUAACGAUAGUGUUGUGAGUGACUUGAAUGAAAGUUUAUUAGAAGACUGUCCUGAGUUAAAUCGAAAUUUGAAUUCUUCUGUUUCUGAAGUAAAUUCGAAUCGGGGUAACAUUUGUGAUAAUGCCCCUAAAAGUGUAGUGAAUAUUGAUGAUAUGUUCAAUGAUGGAUUCGAUGAUAUAUUGAGCUGUAUCGAUAUUUGAAAAAUCAGUAUUGUGCUGUGUUCAAUUACCCUUUUUAUAUUGUCCAUGAAGUUUUAUUUUUAUAUGAACAAUAGUGUUUUUCCUAUUCUGAGUGAAUCAUUUCUUGAGUAACAUUUUUAGAUAUUUAUACAGAAUGACAGGCUUAUUUAUGAUCUUUAAAUAUAUUUUAAUACAUG
Coccinella septempunctata (seven-spotted ladybird) is the source of this 2446-nucleotide messenger RNA. It is a transcript of the gene Marcal1, whose product is annotated as SWI/SNF-related matrix-associated actin-dependent regulator of chromatin subfamily A-like protein 1. NCBI's taxonomy places the organism in Eukaryota, Metazoa, Arthropoda, Insecta, Coleoptera, Coccinellidae. Gene Ontology annotation, cellular component: nuclear replication fork. Gene Ontology annotation, biological process: DNA repair; replication fork processing. The record is from RefSeq and is a predicted model, not a curated record. The transcript has 7 exons. Gene Ontology annotation, molecular function: ATP binding; ATP-dependent chromatin remodeler activity. The coding region runs from base 117 to 2270 and encodes 717 amino acids.